This is a messenger RNA of Haemonchus placei, 294 nucleotides long. The record is from the annotation of a GenBank genome assembly. Lineage: Eukaryota; Metazoa; Nematoda; Chromadorea; Rhabditida; Trichostrongylidae.
AUGGGUGACGAUCCAUGCGAGUGUCUUUUCAAUCAUGAGGCGGCUAUGAGACGACUGUUAUCAUUGUUACGCGACACCCAGGACUACUGUACAGAUUCGGAGUGCUUGACUGAUGGUGGACCAACGGCAAUUGCGAGCAAUUCGAUAUUGCUCUGGACGAUGCUGUGGGGCUUCCUGGCUUUAGUACUGUUCUUUAUGCGCCCAAAUUCUAUGCGAGGAAAUUCGAAUAGGAACGAGAAACCUGGGCCAAGCAACGAUCGCAAUAAUCAACCACCACCGCCUGCAAUCAUGUAA